AUGGCCUUCCUCCGCUCCCUCCAGGCCGCAGAGCCUCUCCUCCAGCGAGCAUCCGCCUACCGCACCGCCCCCCGCCUCAUAACAACAACCCGCCCCUUCACGCAGCGCACCUCCGCCUCCCAACAACCCGCAUCCGCAUCCGCAUCCUCACCAAAGCCCGCGACCCCCUCAACACCCACACCAGCCGCCACCCGCGCAGCAAACAUCGCCUCCCAACAAACCCCCUCCAGCGCAACGACCCCCAACAUCUCAAAAACAGGCCUCUCCGACAAACCAAUCGAGCUAGACAACACGCCGGGCGAGAAAAUCGACUGGACGCGCUCGUUCCACGGACUCUCCGCUGAGCCGUUUCCCAAGGAAGCAGCGGACAUUCUGCUCGCCGAGACGAACCCCGACGAGGUCGAGAUCAAGCCCGAUGGCAUCCUGUACCUGCCCGAGAUCAAGUACCGACGGAUCCUGAACCGCGCGUUUGGGCCCGGUGGGUGGGGGCUUGUUCCGAGGAGUGAGAGUAUUGUUACGCCGAGGACGGUUACGAGGGAGUAUGCUUUGGUUUGUAAUGGGCGACUCGUCUCCGUAGCCCGCGGCGAACAAGACUACUUCUCGCCCGACGGCAUUCCCACCGCCACGGAGGGGUGCCGCUCCAACGCUCUUGUACGAUGCUGCAAGGAUCUUGGAAUCGCCAGCGAGCUGUGGGAUCCGCGGUGGAUCCGGAAAUACAAGGCGCAGUAUACGCGCGAGGUCUGGGUUGAGCAUGUGGUCAGCAAGAAGAAGAGCAAGAUCUGGACGCGCAAGGAUGACCCCGUUGGGUACCCGUGGAGGGAGACGAAGUAG
Messenger RNA from Aspergillus mulundensis, 831 nucleotides. Its product is annotated as putative mitochondrial genome maintenance protein Mgm101. Gene Ontology annotation, molecular function: single-stranded DNA binding. Gene Ontology annotation, biological process: recombinational repair; interstrand cross-link repair. Gene Ontology annotation, cellular component: mitochondrial nucleoid; mitochondrial chromosome. NCBI's taxonomy places the organism in Eukaryota, Fungi, Ascomycota, Eurotiomycetes, Eurotiales, Aspergillaceae. The coding region runs from base 1 to 831 and encodes 276 amino acids. The record is from RefSeq and is a predicted model, not a curated record. The transcript has 2 exons.